CCGAAAUAGAUUGCGCUGCGCACGCGCACGGCUCGCACCGCACUCCUGCGCCGCGCCGUUCAAAACAAGGAUCCAUGGAUCAUUCUCCUAAGAAUUUUAUAAGUGCUCCGAUCAUCUGAGAUGGAUUAGUGAUUUUUUUUGAAAGUGAAUGAAUUUUUAUUAAUUUUUUUUGGUUGACUAUUCAGUGAUAAUGAGGUUGUGUUUUGCUGUGUGUCUGUUCGUCUGUGUGACCUUGUGUCCAGAUGUACAUGGAUACCUUGGAGAUGAUAUGGCGGAGACCAUCCAGAUAUGCUGCAAUGAGGGGGCAGUGUACGCCUGGAAUCAUACCCUCAGCGACUGUCAGGGAACGCUGACAGUUCCACCUGAGAUUCCAUCUGCCUUUGGAUCCAUGUGUCUCCUGGCGAAAGCACAAUGCUGCAAGGAAUAUUUCAAAAAACAGAGUGACUGUGAGACAGGUAUCGAUAUAGCGACCAGCACCUACAGUUGUGACAAUACUAAAUCGAUUAGUAAGAUAUGCUGCAACGACUGUUCAAGAGGGACGACGGAGGGCUCUACAAAGGGCCCAGAGGCUUGCAAAGAGAGGAAACAUGGCAUGAAUGCUGAGGAAUUACUAGCUGAAGACGCAUUUAUUACUUGUUGUAAGAAAGCGGCUAAAGACUGGAAAGGUGACUCAUCUUCAAGAAGUUCAAACUCUAUUACACUAUCUACGCUACCAUCACUUUGUGAAGACUACGCUCCAAACGAGUUAUGCGCUCACCAUUGCAUACCAGUGCCAGGGUCGUACAAAUGUGAAUGCAACCCUGGGUUCAUGUUGAUGGCUGAUGGAAGAAACUGUAAAGAGGUGACUAAGAACAGAUGUAAGCCCCAUAACCCCUGCCAGCACAAGUGCAACGAUAAUGGGGUCGAAGUGAAAUGCUCCUGCAGAAGAGGAUACGAGCUGAUGCCUGAUGGAACCUCAUGUCAAGACAUAGACGAGUGCCAACUGGACGUGCCAGUCUGUCUAGCCGGCACCCAUUGCCAGAACCUUCAGGGCUCCUACAGGUGUAUCUCUGGCAAGAAGAACAAUGCUGAGAAGGGACAAUGUCCACCUGGUUUUGCUAGAAACCUCAACAAUAAUGUCUGUGAUGAUAUAAAUGAGUGUCUUCUCCCGAACCCGCCAUGCCCUAAAUACGUAUGUGAGAACACAAUAGGAGGUUACAGCUGUGGUGGAGUGACUGGAAAUCCUGAAAACCUGAGCACAUCUCCUCGGACUCACGUCGAAGAUCGAUGCCCACCAGGAUUUAAAGUUGGUCUUCAUGAGGAGUGCGAAGAUGUCGAUGAAUGUGCUCUUCGUAAAGAUGACUGCAAUCCGCUGUCUCAGUUCUGUAUCAACACGCACAGUUCCUUUUACUGCCAGGAUAAGGUCUCCAAGCAUUGUCCUCCUGGGUUCAAGCUGGAUCCCAAGACUAAUAAGUGCGAAGACAUUGAUGAAUGUGAAGAAGGAGGUGUCAACUGUGGUCCUGACCAAGUCUGCGUCAAUCAAUUAGGAAGAUACGACUGCAAAGCUAAAGAUGAUCCUAGCAAAACAAGAUGUCCAGAUGGUAUGAGAAUGAGCGCAAUUACUCAUCAUUGUGAAGAUGUCGAUGAAUGUGUAGAAGGGACCCACAUUUGUGACCAGCAUCAGCAAUGUUUAAACACGAACGGUAGCUACGACUGUUACUGCAAGUUGGGAUAUGAACUGGAUAUCACUACUGGAGCUUGUGUUGACGUGAACGAGUGCGCAACAGGCCAACACGACUGUAUCCCACAGGCCCAGCGGUGCGACAACACGGUUGGCUCCUACCUGUGUAUUAGAAUCACUUCCUGUGGAACUGGAUACGUUCUCCAUCAUUCCACUGGGCAAUGUGAAGAUAUCGAUGAGUGCGGUCUAGGCACCGACAACUGUGGCCCAGACUACCAUUGCUUCAACCUCCGUGGUUCAUUCCGAUGUGUACGCAAACGUACCACCACCACAUCCACCACGCCCGCGCCAGAAUAUGAAUACGAGUACUAUGAUUCAGAGGAAGAAACAGAUGCCAACAACACUAAACCACAAGAACCAUCAACUACAACGACUCAAACACCAAAGCCAGUGCCGCCACCUACAUCGAGUACAACCACAGAAAAACCAGUAGAGCCUGAACCGAGAAUCGAAGACAACAACGUAGAACCACCUCCCUAUAACAUACCAGAUGUAUAUAAAAAUGAAGCAAGUAGUCCUAAAUAUGAAACACAACCAACAACUAUACCAGCACCAUCAACAACAUCAGAACCACCAACAACGGUACCUCAGCAACCAGAAACGGAACCUACAGAAGAACCAAGACAACCAGAAGUGACCUUUAACCGUCCUACACCACCCGAAUACAUUCCUGAAGCAGAAUUACCGAAACCAACAGAGGAACCUCAUCGGCAACCAGAACCCACAUAUCCUCCAAGAGUAGAAGAACCUACAAAUGAAUCUUUACCCCCAGUAGAACCAGAAACUACGUAUAGACCUACUGAAGAAUCACGGAUUUCACCGCCCUAUCAGGUAGUUGUAAGUGUGGGUAAAGAAACUGCCACUCUUCCUGCAGAGAAGAACGAUGAUGGGUCAUAUGUAAUUGACACUCAACAGGUCCCUAAAAAUCAAUGGACUAAAGUAAACGUGCCUAACAGCUGUGCACCCGGCUUCGAACCUGACGAAUAUGGAGCUUGCUUUGAUAUCGACGAGUGCGCGACAAACCGUCACAGCUGUUCCGGUCUAACAGAAGUAUGUAAGAACACCAUUGGAGGCUACACAUGUAACUGCGCCCCAGGGUUCAGACGCGACCUGAUCACCAAGUCCUGUGAAUUCGUUACCACCUCAUCUUCUACCACUACUACUCCCGCGUCUCAUGUACCUUCAUCUACAAAGCGUUCCUUCUUUUGGGGAUAUCCAGAGUAUCGUGUCACUGCAAGACCUUUCCGUCCAAGAAACCUCUGCGAUGCAGGAUUCCACCACAACUCUAAGACUGGCGAGUGUGAAGAUAUAAACGAAUGCACAAACGGACAAGCGAACUGUGCUGCAGUGGAGAUCUGUAUCAACACUCCUGGAGGGUACCGGUGUGAGUGUCCUCCCAACUGGAGACUGGAUGAGGUCAGGCAUCGAUGUGUGCCGUUGAAAAACAAUGGGCAGUUCCCAACUGGAUAUGGAAAUGAACCUGUGUACCCAUCGAUACCUCCAAACAACGUGCCUACAACUGGCACUAAAUACGUGGACCCUGAGAUAACACAGGUGGAUGACCGUGGCUCUGUGUUCAGGUGUCCAAAUGGGUAUACACUUGGAGAUGAAAAUACCUGCGUUGAUGUCAAUGAAUGUCUCACCGGGGAAGCGAAAUGUGGACCUCAGCAGAUUUGUACUAAUCUUCCUGGAGGAUAUUCCUGCAACUGCCCUCAUGGACAUCGCCUGGUCAGAGACCAUGAGUGUGAAGAUGUGGACGAAUGUGCGCUGGCUGGAAAUUUGCCCGUCUGCUCUCAAAACGCGGAUUGUGUGAACACAAUUGGUUCAUAUCAAUGUAAAUGUCAUGUUGGAUUCAGAUCUGCACCGGUUAACGAUAAGGUUUGUGUGGACGUAGACGAGUGCAUGGAAUCCCGGCCAGGAUCCCUUUGCCAGCACAGGUGCAACAACGUUUGGGGCUCUUACAGAUGUGCUUGUCACAGAGGAUAUAGGCUCAACCCUGAUAACAGCACAUGUUCAGAUGUCGAUGAGUGCACAGAAUUCAGGUCGAAAAUCCCAUGUGUGGGACGCUGCCUUAAUGAGCCGGGAAGCUACCGCUGUGCCUGUCCCUCAGGGUACCGGUUAUCAGAAGACAAGAGAAGCUGUGUUGAUAUUGAUGAGUGCGAGACAGGCGAGGCUCUUUGCGCGAAAGGUUCCUUCUCUGCCACGUCCAGUGACGUAUGUGUCAACACACGUGGCAGUUACCGCUGUCAGCAUAUCUCUUGUCCCGUUGGAUACCAGCUUGAAAACAAGCAUCGCUGUAACAAAGUGGAGCGAGUCUGUCAGCCGGGAGACUGGAACUGCGCUCAUCAGCCCACCACCAUAUCCUAUAACUUCAUCACAUUUGUGUCUAACCUUUACAUACCCGACACCAAGUUAAAACUGUUCACAAUGCGAGGCCCUGUCUGGCCGUACGUUAAAAUGCGGUUUGAGCUGAAGCUGAUCAAUGUGAACGCACCACCCAGCGUCAAGAGAAAAGCUGAGAUACACGACUUUUUAUUAACACAAAACAAUAACGAAGGUCUGACGUCACUUGUUCGACCGCUAGAAGGACCACAGAGUAUAGAACUGGAAAUGUCAAUGGAGCUUUAUACCCACGAGCAAUUUGGAGGCACGGCCGUCGCCAAACUCUUUAUUUACGUCAGCGAGUACGAAUUUUAAAUAAAAAAAAAACUGGCAAGCAAUAAUAUUAUAAGAAAAAAAAGGAGUAAAUAGGUUACAUAAACAACAUUCUAAUUUCAAAAAUGGCUAGCGAUUGCACAUUUUUAAUAAAUAACUCAUAUGGUUAGAUGUCAAAGCGGGAUGGCAUGAUUCGAUAAUCGCGAGUGAAAAAGAGACAAAUAUGUAAAAGUG
Messenger RNA from Spodoptera exigua (beet armyworm), 4609 nucleotides. The record is from the annotation of a GenBank genome assembly. NCBI's taxonomy places the organism in Eukaryota, Metazoa, Arthropoda, Insecta, Lepidoptera, Noctuidae.